This is a messenger RNA of Prunus dulcis (almond), 963 nucleotides long. RefSeq names its product putative disease resistance protein RGA3. The coding region runs from base 1 to 963 and encodes 320 amino acids. Lineage: Eukaryota; Viridiplantae; Streptophyta; Magnoliopsida; Rosales; Rosaceae. The transcript has a single exon. Gene Ontology annotation, molecular function: ADP binding. The record is from RefSeq and is a predicted model, not a curated record. Gene Ontology annotation, biological process: defense response to other organism.
AUGGGAGGAAUUGGCAAGACAACUCUUGCCCAACUUGCCUAUAAUGAUGAAAAGGUUCAAGCCCAUUUCGACAAUAAAAUAUGGGUCUGUGUGUCAGAUCCUUUUGAUGAGAUCAAAAUUUCCAAAGCCAUCAUUGAUGGUCUGAAAAAAGGGAAUUCCCCAGCUUCAAAUGAGUUGCAAAUUCUCGUGCAAUUUAUACAUGAGUCCGUUAAGGGCAAGAAGGUUUUUCUUGUCCUAGAUGAUGUGUGGAACCAAGACUAUAGAAAGUGGGAACAAUUAAAGCUACCUUUACAAAACGGGGCUGUGGGUAGUAGAAUAUUGGUGACCACACGAAAAGAGGAAGUUGCGAGGAUGGUGGGAGCAUCCACUGAUAUGAUCAAUUUGAAGGUGUUGAGGGAAGAAAAUUGUUGGGUAUUGUUCUAUCACAUUGCACUGGCUGAUAGAGAAAAAAAUGAGUCUAAAGGGUUAGAAUUUAUUGGUAAAGAGAUUGUAAAAAAGUGUAAGGGUCUGCCUCUUGCUGCUAAGGCAUUGGGUGGUCUCAUGCACUACAAGGAAACGAGGAAACAAUGGGAAGAUGUUUUGAAUAGUAAGAUAUGGAAUGUAGACGAGAUUGAGGAACAAGUUUUCCAACCUGUAUUAUUAAGUCAUUAUGAUUUGGCCCCGGCAAUCAAACGUUGUCCUUUGUAUUGUGUUAUUUUCCCAAAAGAUUAUAACAUUGUCAAAGAUGAGUUGAUUGAGUUGUGGAUGUCACAAAAUUAUCUUAAUUCAAUCAGAAACAAAGAAAAAGAAGAGGUAGGCGAAAUGUACUUUGAUAACUUAGUAAUGCGCUCUUUCUUUCAAGAAUUUGAGAAAGAUGAUCUUGGAAAUAUAACGGGGUGCAAGAUGCAUGAUGUUGUGCAUGACUUUCUACAAUUUCUAACUGAGAAUGAAUGCUUUGUUUUGGUAAUACUAAUAAGACAAUAA